AUGUCAUUUAGUCGGGUCCCUUCUUUCUCUCGACGUUUCUUCGGUAUGCCGGGGAUGUGUUUGGCAUCCUGGCUGCUCCUUUGGGCGACAGCCCAGUCAAUGAAGCUUCACCUGGGCAACGAGUUGAAUACCAGUCGUUCAUUCUCCUGCGAAGACACGGCGCCGACUUUUGUCGGCGACAUGGCGCAGGACUUGGAAGGGUCGUAUGGCUAUGACUCGAUGUUCUACAAGGGUUGCCUUCAGUUUGUUCACAAGAAUGCUGAUCUGAAGCUGCCCAUCAUCGCUCAGAUUGAGAGGUUUGGCAGUGUUUGCAAGCAAGGGCUCUUCGUGGAGGGAGAAUCUGCACUCGGCGAGGUGGAUCCGAGUGUGUUGGAAUCCGAGUGCGACCGGGUCAUCUACAACAUGGAGGUACAGUACAAACUGCUUGGCGGUCGUUCUCUUUCCACACCGGAAGGCUUCUGUGCCGUCCUCAUCGACUUAGUCUUGCCGAUCGACGAGGAGCCAGAGUGUAUGCGACUUGUGGAAGAUGUGACUCAUGCGCACUUGGAGAAGCUGGGUACCAAGCAUGCAUGGCCUGGCAUCAUCCAUGAGCCGCACUUUGACGAAUCCUUCAUGAUUGCUUGCUUAGAAGACAAGAAGCUGGGCAGCGAAGGAAAGGGCAGAGAAGCAGAGUUCGGAGUCGGGUCUGAUGAGUGCAAGCUCGCGCUGGAGCGGCUCAUGAACAUGCCUUGGACGAACGUGAAGGGGAUGGCCGACUUUCUCGCUGAUGUGUGCCCCUUGUUGGGCAAGCCCUUGCCCAAGCUGACCGAGCCACCAGAACCCACGUAUGUCAGCACCACCCGGGCUCUAACGGCAGCCAUGUUUCAAAGAGCUGCUCACCUGAGCCACUUGCGCAACUCCUCCAGCUCUUCCGCACCCAGGCAGAAGCCUUUCAGCGCCCUGGCGUUACACCUUGAUGAAAGCGUUACCGGCAAGGACAGUCGUCGCCGCAGGCGCCGGUUGAACCACAAGCAGGCCACCUGCUGCGAUGGCAAAGCUCGGAGUUACGAGCUGGGUGUAUCGGCUGCGGCGGGCAUCGCUGUCGGCACGACGGCGGUUGGGGCUGAGGGCUAUGGGGGUUGGCAUGGGAACGACUGCACGUACAAGUGGGGACAGUUGCAAGAAGUCUGUGGUGGCGUUCAGCUGGGGGCGGGAUUGGAUAUUUCCGUCUCCCACGGCUACUGGAAUGAUUUCGACUCCACAAAAGGUGAGUGCAGAUUCGUCGGCGCAUCAGCCUGCUUCUUUGUGUGCUUCGGAGGGCAAUAUGUCGUGGACUUGGGAGGCACUCAUAUCGGAAAGGUCAUGGAGACAGGUGGCGGCUUUGGACUUGACGUUUCCGCCGGCCAUUGCAACGCGUGGAAGCUUUGGGAGAAGCAGGAGACGCAGCGUGAUCUGAAGGACAAAUGCCCCAGCGGCGGUGGGGGAGGUUGCUUCCCCGCGCACGCACAAGUGAGGACUCCAGAUGGCGUGAAAAGCAUGCAGGAUUUGCGUGCAGGUGACCGCGUCCUUGCUGCCGACUCCCACGGCAAUCUGAUCUUUGAUGAAGUGUACUUCUUCGGCCAUGCAGAGCAGAAGUGGGCACCAUACGUGAAGUUGCAGCUGCAAAUCCUCUCCGAGAAUGCGUCCCAGCAAUUGGGGUUGGGGUCAUCUUCUCUCGAACCUCUUGAGCUCUCCCCCGAUCAUUUUCUUCACGUUUGA
Symbiodinium necroappetens is the source of this 1737-nucleotide messenger RNA. The record is from the annotation of a GenBank genome assembly. NCBI's taxonomy places the organism in Eukaryota, Dinophyceae, Suessiales, Symbiodiniaceae.